AUGACAUCCUUUCUAUUAACUACUUUGGAUGUCAUUAAUUCUUGGACAUUAAGUAUGUGGUUAUCAAUAAUCGUCUGUAGUCUUAUAGUUGCCUAUAUACAUGAACAAUUUGUUUAUAUGUCUAAACGUGGUACCCUUCCUGGACCAAAAUUAACUGUUCCAUUCAUUGGUGGUAUUAUUCAUAUGAUUCUAGCACCCUAUGAUUUUUGGCAUGGUCAAAUGGAAUAUGGUAAAUUAAGUUGGAAUACAAUUAUUGGCCGUUUUUUUGUUUUGAUAGCUGAUAGUGAAAAUAGUCGAAAAAUUUUUGAACAAUGCUCAUCUGAAAUGCCAUUAAUAUUACAUCCAAAUGCAACUCGUUUAUUAGGAAAUGAUAAUAUUGCAUUUAUGAAUGGUUCAAUUCAUAAAACACUACGUACAACAUUAUUACCUUUAUUCACAACAAAAGCUCUUUCAAUUUAUUUACAUUUACAAGAAAAAACUAUCCGAGAACAUAUGAUUAAAUGGUGUGAAAUAAGUAAAAAUUCGAAAAAUGGUAUAGAAAUGCGACCAUUAAUUUAUGAUUUAAAUAUAAAUACAAGUUUAUCAGUCUUUGUUGGUUCUUAUAUAACAGAUGAAAUUCGUGAACAAUUCAAAAAAGAUUAUAUAAAUUUAACUCGUGCAAUGUUUUCAUCACCUAUUUAUUUUCCAGGAACACAACUUUAUAAAGGUGUUCGUGCUGCUGAAUCUAUUCGUCGAUCUUUACAAUCUAUUGUUACCAAAAGUAAACAAAGAAUGUCUAUAGAAGGAGAAGAACCUACAUGUUUAAUAGAUUUUUGGAUAGUUUCAACACUUAAAGCGAUAAAUGAAGCUCAAAAAAAUAAUCAACCUAGACCUCUACAUAGUACUGAUGAAGAAAUAGCUAAAAUUGCAUUAGAUUUUAUAUUUGCUGCACAAGAUGCAUCAACUAGUUCAUUAACAUUUGCUAUUCAUGAACUUUGUAAACAUCCUGAUAUAUUUGAGAAAGUUCGUCAGGAACAAAAAAUUCUUCGUUCUGAUCCAUUAGUUCCAAUUACACCUGAAUUAUUAAUACAAAUGAAAUACACAUGGCAAGUAAUGAAAGAACUUUUACGAUUACGUCCACCAGCUACAAUAGUUCUUCAUAUUGCAAAAAAACCAAUAAAAAUUUCAGAAGAUUAUACAGCACCAACUGGAACUAUUGUUAUUCCAAGUAUUUGGAGUUCAAAUCGUGUAGGUUUUUCUGAUCCUGAAAAAUUUGAUCCCGAACGAUUUAAUUCUGAAAGAAUGGAACAAACAAAAUUUGAUAGAAAUUUUUUAACAUUUGGUACUGGACCACAUUCAUGUCUUGGACAACGUUAUGCUAUGAAUCAUAUUAUGUUAUUUAUAUCUCUUUUAAUAGAUAUGGAUUUUGAACGUGCUAAUCGGCCUAAUAAAGAUAAAAUUAUGUAUCUACCAACAAUUUAUCCGGCUGAUGGAUGUGUACUUAAUUAUAUGAAACAUCAUCAAUAA
Messenger RNA from Rotaria sordida, 1506 nucleotides. The record is from the annotation of a GenBank genome assembly. NCBI's taxonomy places the organism in Eukaryota, Metazoa, Rotifera, Eurotatoria, Philodinida, Philodinidae.